AUGGCCCAAGUCGCUGAACGAUCCGUCGCCUCCACGACCGUGAAUGCCGGUGUGUAUCAUGUACUGCCCACGUCGGAAACCACAUGGAAUUCGUUGAUCAAUUUGUGGCGUUUCGAAGGAAUACGCGGCCUGUAUCGUGGUUUUCUGCCCGGACUGUUCGGAGUCAGCCACGGUGCGAUACAGUUCAUGCUAUAUGAGGAAAUGCGCAAUGCGUACAAUCAACACUACAGGGAACGAUCUGUGAAUGCAAAGUUGACGGCACUGGAGUAUUUGACGUUCGCCUCCCUGUCCAAAUUGAUGGCAGCUGUCUUGACCUAUCCGUAUCAGGUACUUCGUUCACGGUUACAGGAUCAACAUCGCAACUAUCGGGGUUUUACGCAUGUCAUUGAGGAACUAUGGAGAGGUGAAGGCUUCUUCGGUUUCUACAAAGGCCUAAUUCCCAAUCUGUUGCGUGUCACUCCCGCAUGUGCAAUCACUUUUGUCAUUUACGAGUACACCGUGGACUUUCUCCGAACAAGGGCGUGGGUUUUUGACCCACUCCCUCAGGUGGACUACCAGUGGUUCACCGAUCUGAUUAUAGCCCCGGAUAUUGGCUCUUCGUCCUCUCUCGUUGGUGGGAAACCUCCGCCGCUGGAAGGCUUGCAACACUACAAAAAUGUCAUCGAUGAAGGUAACCGGCUCCGGGAAGAUCUUCGUUCGGAACUGGCCCGGGUACGUAAAGAGGCCUCGAUCGCCCGUGCUCAAUUGAGUUCGUCCCACGCGCAAGCAUUUAUGACGGACGAUCAAUCUGUGACAAGCACCCCUCGUACACGAAACAGUUCCCGGCAAAAGCCGUACAAUCGAGGCGAUGCGUUUACACGAACAUCUAGUGAAGAUUGCAUAUCGGACACAGAGUCGAUUUCCCAGCUGCGCAGUCAAUUAGAGCGCUAUACUGAUUGGUGCAAUUCCCUUAACCAAGAGUUGAUUCAUCUGCGUGAAUCUUUACGUGAUUCCACGGAGAAAGAAUUGCAGCAAACACAAAAACUCGAGAUUUUACGGAAGAAAGUGAGUGAUCUGGUCGAACACGUAUGCGAAUUGGAAAGUCGACGAAAUAAACAAUCUUUUCAACUGGCCAAACUAGUGCUCAAUUUCCGUUGGCUUGGUGAACUGGCACAGCUGAUGAAUCUCACACUACCGGAUAAUUUUGCCACUUUAAUUGUUGAGGAUUCACAGUUCUGUGUAGAUACCAUGAACACUUUGCCUCGAAAAAAGUCGCGUUCAUCCCAGAUUUCAACCGUGAAUACCAAUGUGCCUAGCGAACAAAAGGUGGAUUCGACCAAAUGGACCGUGGACCUGGACACGUGCGUUUCGGAUAGACCAGACGUGGAUAUGGAUACUGAGUUGUCGGGCCAGGAUGGUCUGAUUGAAUCAAGAGCGCCCAGCGCCAUAUGUUCUCCGACGGCUCGGUCGGUGGAUUUCUUCUUUUCCGAUAGCGACUUAUCCAGUUCGGGUCGCACAACACCAGUCCAACUCAGUGCACAACCGUCUACUGUUUUGGAUACCCCAGUCUCUCUGACAAGCAUAUCCGAAUCACUUAGUGAAAAGAGUGUCGGAAACAAACGCAAGCGUACAUGCCUGAGUAAAUCUCCAAAUAUUGUCCAUACACAAUCACCUGCCGUGCCAGAACAAGAGACUGGUUCUUUUAAAACUCCGUUAGCGCGGCCAUCCAGAUCGAGACUUACCUCAUCGAGCGACUCUGUUGGAGAAACUCCGCUCAAGCACCAUUCGGAUGUCCACGCCCUAGGCAUGAAAACAAAUUCAGGUAAGUAUUCCAAUGCCAUAGUGGUCCGUGUAACUUUCAGUUUCAGGUCAAGUUAA
Molecule: messenger RNA, 1857 nt
Organism: Echinostoma caproni
Lineage: Eukaryota; Metazoa; Platyhelminthes; Trematoda; Plagiorchiida; Echinostomatidae
Source: the annotation of a GenBank genome assembly